CUACUGAAACAAAAGGCAAAUAGUUCCAACGAGUCCCUCUCUACGUGUCAACAAUACACCAAAAAGAAGCAUCCAUUCAAAGCCAGAAAAAGCCAAGUCCCAGCUAUCAACGGAAACAUGAAUGUGGUAAAGGCUAAAUCCACAAAUAAAACAGACAGUGGUUCUGCUAAAGAUAAUCCUCCUUCGGCUAAGCAAAAAUCCAAGAGGGUUACAACAGAUAAGAAUUUAAAUGGCACCAAAAAUGAUGGAAAAGGCUGCAAAGAAAAAAAGAAAAAUAGCAAUAUUGUAAAGGAGAAAGGUGACAUAAAACAUAAGAGGAGGAAAGCUGAAGAACAUGUGGAGGUGGAGCAGCAACCCAAAGAGCCUGAAAUCUGGUUCGAUGACGUUGAUCCAAAAGAUAUUGAAGCAGCAAUAGGACCUGAAGCAGCAAAAAUUGCUAGAAGAAACAUGGGACUUGACACAGGCCAAUCCAGACAGUCUGUGGAGCAGGUGCUGGUUAAAGAAAAGGCUUCUGAAGGGCUGACACGAGCUGUAGCCAUGGACUGUGAGAUGGUGGGAGUGGGACCCAAGGGUGAAGACAGUAUUGUGGCUCGUGUGUCCAUUGUGAACCAAUUUGGAAAGUGCAUUUAUGACAAGUAUGUCAAGCCUACAGAAAAGGUGACUGAUUACAGAACAGCUGUUAGUGGCAUACGCCCUGAGAAUAUAAAUACAGGUGAAGAUUUUAAAACAGUUCAGAAGGAAGUUGCUGACAUCUUGAAUGGAAGGAUUUUAGUUGGACAUGCUUUACGCAAUGAUCUAAAGGUCCUAUUUCUUGAUCAUCCUAAGAAGAAAAUACGUGACACACAAAGAUACAAGCCUUUCAGACAGAGAGUCAAGAGUGGACGGCCAUCACUGAAACUGCUCUGUGAGAGACUGCUGAAUGUGCAAGUGCAGACAUCAGAGCACUGCUCGGUUCAAGAUGCACAAGCAGCUAUGAGACUGUACACCUUAGAGAAAAAGAAAUGGGAAGCCGGUAUUAAGAACAAAUCUAACAACAAAAAUUGUAAAACUUGA
Molecule: messenger RNA, 1053 nt
Organism: Antrostomus carolinensis (chuck-will's-widow)
Lineage: Eukaryota; Metazoa; Chordata; Aves; Caprimulgiformes; Caprimulgidae
Gene: REXO4
Product: RNA exonuclease 4
Exons: 7
Biological process (GO): DNA catabolic process; rRNA processing
Cellular component (GO): nucleus
Molecular function (GO): 3'-5' exonuclease activity; nucleic acid binding
Source: RefSeq, a predicted model, not a curated record